This is a messenger RNA of Ictalurus furcatus (blue catfish), 3423 nucleotides long. It is a transcript of the gene tap2t, whose product is annotated as transporter associated with antigen processing, subunit type t, teleost specific. Gene Ontology annotation, cellular component: membrane. The transcript is spliced from 12 exons. Gene Ontology annotation, biological process: transmembrane transport. The record is from RefSeq and is a predicted model, not a curated record. NCBI's taxonomy places the organism in Eukaryota, Metazoa, Chordata, Actinopteri, Siluriformes, Ictaluridae. Gene Ontology annotation, molecular function: ABC-type oligopeptide transporter activity; ATP binding; ATP hydrolysis activity. The coding region runs from base 426 to 2579 and encodes 717 amino acids.
UGCAGCCUAGCGGUCGUCCUCUAGUGGCUGUUUAGACACUGACACUGUUUACACCCGUCGCAGAAAAAUUCAAACAGGUUAAAGUGAUAUUAGUGUUGACAUUAUAAUGAAGUCAUAAUACGAAAACAUCCCCAUUUCAGUAUUUGGAAUUUUUUAUUUAAUGUAAAUGAAUGCACUAGGCUGUGUGUUUGCUUCUCGUUCAGCUGUAGGAGAGUCAUGUUAGUGCACUUCUGAAAGUGAAAGUAAAACUACUGACGGAGAAGGGAAGGAAGCGUUAAGGUUUAGCUGUAAGCUGCUCGAAUCUUGGGAAGAGUUCACUUACAUUCAAGAGGAACUAUGAACCAAGCAGCUGUUGCAUGCUGAAAGAGCCACCAGAGUCUCCGUGGCAGUCCUGGGAUUUGAAAUCAUCUCCUGAUCACUAGCUCAUGAUGGCUGGCCCGGCUUUAGGCUCCGCAUGGCGUGCAUACGGAGCUCUCCUUUUCCUCGACCUGAUCCUCUGGCUCUCCCUGUUGACCGCACUUCUGUGCUCUCAAGGGGCUUUGCUCGUCAACCUGACGUGGCUGUGGGCUUUCAGGGCUUUCAGCUGGAUUCUGCUUCACAUAGUCAGUUCAGCCAGCCUGGACAAGACCAUACACAAUCUUCUGAAGCCCUGGGUAGCGUUACUGUGUUUUGCACCUCCUGUGUUUGAUAUGGUGCAAACACUAGUUCUAGGAGGGAGGUGCGGCUUUAGUCCUGUGCCUGUGCCCUCCAUGGUGGUUUUAACUGCAGUGAUUGGCACUCUGGUCCAUCUGAUGUGGGACAAGGCAUUCCCUAGUAAAAAGGUGAAGAAAGAGCAAGAAGCCAAGGUCCUCCUGAUGAGAGUGAUUCACUACUCAAAACCAGACUACCUUCACCUCGGGGCGGCGUUUUUCUUUCUCAUCUUGGCUGCGUUAUUUGAGUCGAGUAUUCCGUACUACGUGGGUAAAAUCAUUGAUGGUUUGAGUGGAGAAUACAAGCACGACAACUUCUUGUGGGCCAUUGCAUGCAUGUCAUUUUAUUCUUUUGGAAGUUCUAUGUUCACUGGCUUGAGAGGAGGCAUGUUCAUGUGUAGCCUGAGCAGACUAAACAAGAGAAUUCGGCACAUGCUGUUUCAGAACCUGAUCAAACAGGACAUCUGCUUCUUUGAAGAAAAUAAACCAGGAAGCUUGACAUCGCGGCUGGUUUCAGACACUGAUAAAAUGGGCCGCUCUAUCGCCAUGAAUUCGAAUGUGCUCCUGAGGAGUCUGGUUAAGACGUGUAGCAUGCUUGUGCAGAUGCUCAGCCUGUCCUGGCAGCUCACACUCCUUACCUGUGUGGAGAUGCCUCUUCUCGCUGUGCUACAGAACCAUUACAGCAUUCACUACCAGAAAACAUCGAGGGAACUGCAGGACUGCAUGGCUGAAAUUGAGCAGUUGGCAUCUUCUGCUAUCAGGUCUAUAAAGACGGUGCGGAGCUUCAGGGCUGAGGCUCAGGAGCUGAAGAGGUACCAGGAGGCUCUGGACAGGAAGCUUAAGAUACUGAAACGCAAGGGCAUUUUCAGUGCAGUCCACCUCCUUCUGCGUAGAUGUCUAACGGUGAGCUUGAGGGUGGCUAUGCUGCUUCUUGGUCGGCGCCUCAUCAUCUCGGGUCAGCUAAGCAGUGGGAGCCUCCUGGCUUUUGUGCUGUAUCAAAAAGACAUGUUGACCAACAUGAGGCAACUGGUGUAUGUCUAUGGAGACAUUCUGAACACAGUGUGGUCAGCAGAGAAGGUGUUUAAGCUGCUAGACAGAAAACCGAACAUGCGCGAAGCAGGCGAGUGGAUACCUGAGAAACUGGAAGGAAGAAUUACCUUUGAUAACGUCACCCUCUCUUACCCAUCCCGUCCUGAAUGGAAAGCACUUAAGUCUGUGAAUAUAGAGCUGAGUCCGGGGAAGAUGACAGCAUUGGUUGGCCCAUCUGGUGGAGGUAAAACCUCUUGCGUCAGUCUGCUGCAGAGGUUUUAUGAGCCUCAGCAGGGCCAUGUGCUACUGGACGGCGCACCACUUAAUGAGUACCAACACCAGUACCUGUGCAGCCAGAUGGCAGCUGUGUCUCAGAACCCAGUGCUGUUCUCUGGCUCUGUGAAAUACAACAUUGCAUAUGGCCUACGUGACUGCACCAUAGAGAAGGUGGAGGAGGCAGCGAAGAAAGCCAACGCGCAUGACUUUAUAUGCAGAUUGGACAAAGGCUAUGAUACAGAUGUUGGAGAGUCUGGUGGGCAGCUGUCCUCAGGACAGAAGCAGUGUAUUGCUAUAGCUCGAGUGUUGAUCAGAAAUCCAAAAAUCCUCAUUUUGGAUGAAGCUACCAGCAACUUGGAUAUCAACACUCAGCAUGCGGUUCAGGAAGUCCUCUCUGGCUCAAAGAGUCAGACAAUGCUGGUGGUCGCUCAUCGUCUGCAGACUAUCGAGAGAGCCGAUCACAUCAUCUACAUGGAAGACGGGAUGGUCAUGGAGCAAGGAACGCACGAGCAGCUUAUGGACAAAAGAGGACGAUAUUUCCAUCUUAGGGAAAAACUGUUUGCAGUGGAUUCAGACCAAGACUGAGCAGAUUCAUUACCAUUAAAUAUGAAUUUGCAAGCAUCAACUAUAUGUGGAAGUAAUAAGAUCAAUUUAAAACAAUUAUUUCAUAAUUGGUAUUAUACUAGUGGAUAAAUCAAAUAACCCAGCUGCCCAGGACAAUUGGGGAUUAUGUAUCUGCUUAUGAAUUUCUAUUUUCCGGCCAUCAAAUUCCUCAUUUGGCUGUUGCUAUAACAGUCACCAGCAAUUAUCAUACCCAUUCAUAAACCAAAGAAAAGUCCCUGCAUAGCUUUAGUUGCUACGCAACAUUUUAAUUUCAUGUACUUUUCAAUAUAAACACACUCCUCUUUAUUCUAUUACUGGUGGGUUGAGUCAAUCUGGUAGUGCAUCAGCCAAUUUUUGACUAUUCGACUACUGAUUAUUAUUUUUUUUUAUCUGUUUAAGUUCCUCAGGGGUGGGGGCACUCAAAUUAAUGCUGUAAGCAUGCUACGUAUUCUCUAAAAAUCUCAAAAGUGUUGCUCGUAUUUUUUCUUACUUUUUUUUAGUAUUGUAAUUUACAUAACAAAUUACAAUCAAUUUUCUAGAGGAUAAUAUGACUAUUAUUACAGAAUGUGAAACCAUCAAGCUGCAUAUAAAUAUGCUCUCAUAUAAGUGAUGAUUAUUGUGUUUUCAAAAAAAACCAUUGGACAAAAAAAACAAACAGAUGAAUUGAUUUGUCCACAAUUUUGUUAACACUAAUGAGUCAUAAACCAUCAAAAUUUGCACUGUGCUUCGUUUAAGUAGACUCAAGGUUGCGGGAGACAUUUCUGAUGUGGAUUCUCUCAGUAAUAGUUGUGCAUUAAAGCAUAUCUGUGAUUUAAGAACAGCAAAA